Rangifer tarandus platyrhynchus (Svalbard reindeer) is the source of this 2202-nucleotide messenger RNA. The record is from the annotation of a GenBank genome assembly. NCBI's taxonomy places the organism in Eukaryota, Metazoa, Chordata, Mammalia, Artiodactyla, Cervidae.
AUGGAGCUGAGCAUGAAGAAGUUCACGGUGCGCAGGUUCUUCUCCGUGUACCUGCGCAAGAAGUCGCGCUCCAAGAGCUCCAGUCUUAGCCGACUCGAGGAAGAAGGCAUUGUGAAGGAGAUUGAUAUCAGUCACCAUGUGAAAGCAGGCUUUGAAAAGGCCGACCCUUCCCAGUUUGAACUCUUGAAAGUGUUGGGACAAGGCUCCUAUGGAAAGGUGUUCUUGGUGAGGAAAGUCAAGGGAUCAGAUGCUGGACAGCUCUAUGCAAUGAAGGUUCUUAAGAAGGCCACCUUGAAAGUUCGGGACCGAGUCAGGUCAAAGAUGGAGAGAGACAUCCUGGCAGAAGUGAAUCACCCUUUCAUCGUAAAGCUUCAUUAUGCCUUCCAGACGGAGGGGAAACUCUACCUGAUUCUGGACUUCUUGCGCGGAGGGGACCUCUUCACCCGGCUCUCCAAAGAGGUGAUGUUCACGGAGGAGGACGUCAAGUUCUACCUGGCGGAGCUGGCCUUGGCCUUGGACCACCUGCAUGGCCUGGGCAUCAUCUACAGAGACCUGAAGCCAGAGAACAUCCUCCUGGACGAAGAGGGGCAUAUUAAGAUCACAGAUUUCGGGCUGAGUAAAGAGGCCAUUGACCAUGACAAGAGAGCCUACUCCUUCUGCGGGACGAUCGAGUACAUGGCGCCCGAGGUGGUGAACCGGCGGGGCCACACGCAGAGCGCAGACUGGUGGUCCUUCGGCGUGCUCAUGUUUGAGAUGCUCACGGGGUCGCUGCCAUUCCAGGGGAAGGACAGGAAGGAGACCAUGGCCCUCAUCCUCAAAGCCAAGCUAGGCAUGCCGCAGUUCCUCAGCGUGGAGGCCCAGAGUCUGCUGAGAGCGCUCUUCAAACGGAACCCCUGCAACCGGCUGGGUGCUGGCCUGGACGGUGUGGAGGAGAUCAAGCGCCACCCUUUCUUCGUCACCAUCGACUGGAAUAAGCUGUACAGAAAGGAGAUCAAGCCGCCCUUCAAGCCAGCGGUGGGCCGGCCGGAGGACACCUUCCACUUCGACCCCGAGUUCACGGCGAGGACGCCCACAGACUCACCCGGCGUCCCCCCCAGCGCCAACGCCCAUCAUCUGUUUAGAGGAUUCAGUUUCGUGGCCUCCACCCUGGUCCAGGAGCCCUCCCAGCAAGAUCUGCACAAAGCCACAGUUCACCCCAUCGUGCAGCAGCUACACGGGAACAACGUCCACUUCACUGACGGCUACGACAUCAAGGAGGACAUCGGGGUGGGUUCCUACUCUGUGUGCAAGCGCUGCGUGCACAAAGCCACGGACGCCGAGUACGCCGUGAAGAUCAUCGACAAGAGUAAGAGGGACCCCUCGGAGGAGAUCGAGAUUCUCCUGCGGUACGGCCAGCACCCCAACAUCAUCACCCUCAAAGACGUCUACGACGACGGGAAGCUCGUGUACCUGGUGAUGGAGCUGAUGCGGGGCGGCGAGCUGCUGGACCGUAUCCUGCGGCAGAGGCACUUCUCGGAGCGCGAGGCCAGCGCCGUGCUGUGCACCGUCGCCAAGACCAUGGACUACCUCCACUCGCAGGGGGUUGUUCACCGGGACUUGAAGCCAAGCAAUAUUCUGUACAUGGACGAGUCUGGAAACCCCGAAUCCAUCCGCAUCUGUGACUUCGGGUUUGCCAAGCAGCUGCGGGCCGAGAACGGGUUGCUUAUGACCCCCUGCUACACAGCCAACUUUGUGGCCCCGGAGGUCCUGAAGCGGCAGGGCUAUGAUGCGGCGUGUGACAUCUGGAGCCUGGGGAUCCUGCUCUACACCAUGCUGGCGGGAUUCACCCCUUUUGCAAACGGGCCGGAUGAUACCCCCGAUGACAUCUUGGCAAGGAUCGGCAGCGGAAAGUAUGCCCUUUCCGGGGGAAACUGGGACUCCAUCUCUGACGCCGCCAAGGACGUCGUGUCCAAGAUGCUCCACGUGGACCCUCAGCAGCGCCUGACGGCAGUUCAGGUCCUCAAACACCCCUGGAUCGUCAACAGGGAGCACCUGUCCCCAAACCAGCUCAGCAGACAGGACGUCCACCUGGUGAAGGGAGCCAUGGCCGCCACCUACUUCGCUCUCAACAGAGCCCCUCAGGCCCCGCGGCUGGAGCCCGUGCUGUCGUCCAACCUGGCCCAGCGCCGGGGCAUGAAGAGACUCACGUCUACGCGGCUGUAG